Bradysia coprophila is the source of this 1506-nucleotide messenger RNA. It is a transcript of the gene beag, whose product is annotated as IC cytokine homolog beag. The record is from RefSeq and is a predicted model, not a curated record. Lineage: Eukaryota; Metazoa; Arthropoda; Insecta; Diptera; Sciaridae.
AAUGUCAAAAGUGACUUGAUUAAUAGUUGAUUAUUCAAACGGAAGGCCUUAACAAUUUAAAAUUUAAUUCAAAGUAAAAACGACGUUGAAAAUACAAUGUGUGAAUCUACGAGUUAUUCAACAAAAUUCCGAGUCGCAGACAAGGAAGCCGAGGGUUGCAACGUUUUUGUGGAAAAUAGAACCGACUCAGACAAGGAAAGCGCUACAAAAUCAAUAUACUCCCAAUCGGCACAGUACAAAUUAAGCCACUGUACGGAACUACUGAUGGAGGCACCGUACUCUUCAAAAGUUCAUGCUAGCGAUAACGGGUUUGUUAUGACCGUUGUCGAUUGUUAUAAUCAACACUAUAACUUGGUCAUUCGUCCUGAUGAUAUAUGGAUGGCAAUAAUGACCCAAUUCUCCUUCUACAUUAAUAACAACGCCGAGGAAUUCCGAAGCCAAUUCAUUAAUUUAGAUGGGAAACGGGAGCUUGUAGUCGCUAUCGAUGGAUCGCUUCGUUCGGCGCCCUAUGACCUUGUUGUAACUAAAUUAACGGAGGCUAUAGACGAAAAUCUCGUGGAUAAAACGGUGAAAAAUUGGAUACUGCCAAAUUUUUCAACAACCACCGCUGAUGACAUCAUUUCUUGUGGAAUUGUCUUCAUGGCAACGGCGAAAAAGUUCUUUGAAUAUGCAUGUUGUCUUAAAUGUGGCAUUCCUUAUGUCACUUUAGAAGGAACACUAGCCGACUGGGAAAGCAUCCUGAGUCGACUGGAGAAGUUGAAGGAAUACAAAUUGGACAAAUGGUACGAAAUGCUGAGGCCAAUUCUGGAAGAGUUCAUCGCUGCCAAGAACAAUGAACCAAACAUCGAAUUCUGGAAUCGUAUUUGCAAUCAUUUGACUGGUCGUUCUGGUCCAAGCUACAUAAGUGGUUGGAUAACUGCGUUCGCUGUUUUCAAUGUGGAAGGUAAAUGGACGGAUCAUAGCAAUGAUACGAUGGCACGUUGCAUGUACAGUGAUCUAAUUUCGGGGCCAUGGCCAUUGAUUGACAUUGAAAAGAUUCCGUUUGGUAUUGUUGCCGUUGGCGUUAAAAUAAUCGAAGAACCAGAGGAAUAUGAAAGCUUAUUGCUGGCGGGUCAUACUGGUUUUGAAGUGAUGCAAGAUGGUUGCACAUUGAAACCCCAGAUAGGUUGGUGCAUUGCUCUCAAAUUGACUGCCGAUGAAGUGGAAAAAUUGCAUGAAACUGCUCGUGAAAAUAAGUCAUAUGGUUAUUGUGCGCUGUGCGAUAUGUAUGUAUGAAGAAGUAAAGACACAAUAAGGCAGACAGCCCGACUAUGGUCUAUGGACAGCCCUGGUUGAAGCCUUAUCAUGUUAUACAUAAGUUCUCGCCAUACGUAUACUUUAGCCAACAAUGUUACUACACAGAAGCUACUAGAUGUUAUAUUAAAGCAUUUUCUAUUUAUACACAGCUAAAUCGAGGCAAUUUUCAUGUUGUCAUUCGACGUAAUAUUAAAGCCUUGAUAACCGUGU